CACGUUCAAAGCUGGCACGGCAUUGGAAGAUUUCCCAUUCACAGUCACAAACUCUGUGAUUGAAAGUACUAUUACAUUCUUACUUAAUUUCCAUAAUGAAAUGAAAUUUUUUUUCCAAUUUUAGUUUACAGAAUCUGACCGCCUGUAAUAUAAUCAUAGUAAUUAUUGGCGUUAAAAGACAAGGUACUGUAUAUGUUUUGUCUUAUAAAAUCCGGAGUUGAGAGAAUUUUGACUUUUUAAAACAUAAAUAAAAAGAAAGAAAGCAUGGCGGGUCAUGGAGAUCAGCCACUGGAGAAAAACAGUUUUGAAGUUACUGGAGUGGAGGAAGAGGAAGAGAAUGAUGCACCAAUUGAGCAAGUGAGGAUGACAGUAUCAACCAAAGAUGACCCGACUCAACCCGUUUUGACAUUCCGGACCUGGGUUUUGGGGAUUGCUGCAUGCGUAACCCUGGCUUUUGUGAAUGUAUUUUUCCAAUAUCGAACCAACCAGUUGUCUGUUGGAGCAGUGGCAGCACAAAUUGUAACUCUUCCAUUAGGAAGGCUAAUGGCUGCAACUCUGCCCGACAAAAACAUUGGGAUCCCUGGCACCAAAUGGUCAUUCUCUCUGAAUCCAGGGCCUUUCAGUCUCAAAGAGCAUGUUUUGAUCACCAUUUUUGCCAAUUGUGGUGCUAAUGGUGUUUAUGGUUUGCAUAUCGUCGCGAGCGUCAAGGUCUUCUACAAAAGAGCAUUGAAUCCUGUGGCUGCUUUUCUUCUGUCACAAACUACAAUGUUUCUUGGGUAUGGUUGGGCUGGAAUGUGGAGAAAAGUACUGGUUGAUUCCCCUUAUAUGUGGUGGCCUGAAAACCUUGUCCAGGUUUCAUUGUACAGAACAUUGCAUGAGAAGGAUAGGAGGCCCAAAGGGGGACUAACAAGGCUUCAGUUCUUCUUGAUAUUGUUCAUCACAAGUUUCGCCUACUACGCCGUCCCUGGAUACCUUUUCCCUACAAUAUCCUGCGUUUCUAUUGUCUGUUUCAUCUGGAAAAAGUCAGUACUAGCUCAACAAAUAGGUUCAGGGAGUUCUGGUUUGGGAAUCGGGUCAUUCGCCCUGGAUUGGAACACUGUGGUUGCCUUCUUGGGCAAUCCCAUAUCAACUCCAGCCUUUGCCAUCAUCAAUAUUAUGGUGGGAUUCGUCCUGAUUGUCUAUGUUAUUAUCCCAGUCGCAUAUUUCACUAAUGUCUACGAAGCAAAGAAAUUCCCCUUCUCUUCGAAAAAUACAUUUGAUUCAGAUGGUCGAAAGUACAACAUCUCUCGGGUUCUUAAUGAGGAAACUUUCCGGUUUGACAACGAGGGAUAUUCCAACUACAGCAAACUUUACUUGAGCAUACUAUUUGCCAUGAGCUACGGCUUGAGCUUUGCGACUUUAACUGCUACAAUCAGCCAUGUUGCCCUCUACUAUUCAGGGACAAUAUGGGACCUGACAAUGAAGACAGCAACCACAUUGAAAGGUAGGAUGGGAGAUAUUCACACCAGACUGAUGAAAAAGAACUACAAGGCAAUCCCUGAGUGGUGGUUUUACGUCUUGUUGAUCAUUGUGUUUUGUCUUUCUCUCUUCGCCUGCGAAGGAUUCGGAAAGCAACUCCAGCUUCCCUGGUGGGGGCUUGCACUAGCAACCCUGUUGGCCUUCUUUUUUACUCUGCCUAUUGGCCUAAUUCAAGCCACAACAAAUCAGCAACCUGGGCUCAACGUGAUCACGGAGAUGAUCAUCGGGUACUUGUACCCAGGCAGGCCUUUAGCAAAUGUUGCUUUCAAGACAUAUGGUUACAUUAGCAUGACUCAGGCCAUGUUGUUCUUAAGUGAUUUCAAAAUCGGUCACUACAUGAAAAUCCCUCCUAGAUCCAUGUUCUUAGUCCAGGUCAUUGGAACAUUAGUCUCCACUACGGUCCAAUUUGGGACGUCUUGGUGGCUACUAACAUCGAUUCCCAAUAUUUGUGAUCCUAAACUAUUAGCAGAGGGAAGUCCAUGGACUUGUCCAGGUGAUACAGUGUUUUACCAAGCUUCAGUGAUAUGGGGAGUGAUUGGUCCCCAAAAGAUGUUCACUAAAGAAGGUGUAUAUCCACAGCUGAACUACUUCUUUCUUCUCGGGGCAGUGGCUCCGAUUCCCUUUUGGCUUCUGUCGCGAAAAUACCCCGAAAAGAAAUGGCUGGCGCUGAUCAACAUGCCCAUUUUGCUUGGAGCAACAUCAAACAUGCCACCAGCAAGAUCAAUAGACUUCAUCAUGUAUGGAUCAGUUGGGAUUUUCUUCAAUGUCUACAUUUACAGGAAAUACAGGGUUUGGUGGGGGAAACAUGCUUAUAUCUUCGCCGCGGCGAUGAACGCCGGGAUUGCAUUCAUGGGAAUCCUGUUGUAUGUCGCUCUGCAAUACAAAGAGAUUGGUAUCGAUUGGUGGGGUAAUGGUAGUGAACAUUGUGAUUUGGCUACUUGCCCUACCUUGCCUGGAGUUGAAGUUGAGGGUUGUCCUGCUUUCUGAUGAUCAUCUUUGUCUCUUUUAUGACCCGGAAAAAAAAAAAAAAACCAGAAAAUUUGCAUUGGAUUGGUGUCUGCAUUUUAUUUGUAGUAAGUAAAUUAGUUAAACUUUGUUAUGUUUUAUUUUUUUUAAUUAAUUCCGGUGAAGAAUUAACUAAUGAAAGGUUUCUAUCUUCUGUUCUUUUUGAA
This is a messenger RNA of Oldenlandia corymbosa var. corymbosa, 2690 nucleotides long. Lineage: Eukaryota; Viridiplantae; Streptophyta; Magnoliopsida; Gentianales; Rubiaceae. The record is from the annotation of a GenBank genome assembly.